Panicum virgatum (switchgrass) is the source of this 1752-nucleotide messenger RNA. RefSeq lists its product as uncharacterized. The coding region runs from base 376 to 1530 and encodes 384 amino acids. NCBI's taxonomy places the organism in Eukaryota, Viridiplantae, Streptophyta, Magnoliopsida, Poales, Poaceae. Gene Ontology annotation, biological process: regulation of defense response to fungus. The transcript has 2 exons. The record is from RefSeq and is a predicted model, not a curated record.
GCCAAGUUGACAGUUUGGUGAAAAAUUUGGAGGUCUCUUGAAGGUUCUGACAGCCAGGUGCGUUUGGUUUUGUUCAGUCUUCUUCUCAUCUGAUUUAUGGAAUGGCCUUUUUCUUUUGUUUUUUUUUUCUGGGGGCGAGGAUACGAAUUUCGGUCGUGGCACUCCUGCAGUCUUGUUGUAGUCACAAUCGUGGCGCAUGGCAUAAUUUUGAUCGAUCAAGCGGCAGUUGUAGUGAAUGGCUAAGAACUCUGAUGAACCACCCUGCAUUCUGAAAGCAUCUGAUGUCUGAAGCCAAGGAUAUGCAACCACUGCGGCCCUGCCCCUGCCCUUUCCUUGACCAAACUCUGUGCCUUUCGUAGGAAAACCAGGGCGAUCAUGGAGUCGGGUGAGAUCAGAAAGCGGUUCGGCCGGUGCCCUUACUGCCGCGCCAUGAUCUACCAGGACACCGAGGCGGUCAUCUACUACUGCAGCAAAUGCCGCACGCCGAUCAGAGGCAAGAACCCGGAGCCGACGGGAGAAACCGACGACGCGCUGAGCAGGCUGGAGAUCCUCUCGGCGGACACCGCGUCGGUGUUCUCCGACGAGCUCGACGCUUGUCGGACUCAGGCUUCGGCUCUCGACGUCCACGGCGACCAGCCUCCGUUGUUCAGCACCUCCACGUCUUGUUCCGGCUUAACCGCCGGCGAUGCCCGCGUUUACUCGAACGGGCAAGACGAGCGCCGGCCGUCGUCUCGGCGGACGAGGCGCGCGGCGUGCUCUGACUCGCUUGUUCUCCGCUACGGCGUGUUCAUGUCAACGCAUUCGGAGACGGAGGAGGGGUUCCCUUCGCCAAGAAACGAGUGCGGACGGCAGCGCCGGAGAUCUCUCGUGGGCUUGCGGGAGCUCGACGCUUCUCUGAGUUCUAUCAGCUGGUCCAGACAGGUGCCGCCGUCCCGUGUCGCGCCGUCGACGCUGGCGGACCCGGCGUUCCAAAGGGACCUGCUCGACAUGCUUGACAACCUCCGCGGCCUGAUCGCCGCAAUCGAGCCGGCGUCAAUCGGCGCGAGUGCGGCGGCGGCGCGCCGCGGCGCCCGCUUCUUCCGCCGGCUGGAGUCCCAUCUCGCGCGGGCGCUGCCUGCCCCGGAUCACGCCCCGCGCCGGAACGCGAGUGGCAGCACCGGCUCGUCGCGGCCGUCGUCGGCAUCGUCCACCUGCGGUCGCAGCGGGCGGCGGAAGCAGCACCACUGCCGCCCGGUCAUGGGCGGCGCGCCGUUCCUGGUCUGCGGCAGCUGCUCCGAGCUGCUGCAGGUGCCGGCGACGACGCUGGUGUCACGGAGAAAAGUCGCCAGGCUGCGGUGCGGCGGCUGUGAGGAGGUGCUCGAGCUGACGGCACCGCACCAGGCGACUCCGACGUCGUCCGCGCGGCCAGAGUCCGACGACCCAGGGAGCUGCAACAGUAGCGUGCGCGGUGGUGGUGCGCCUCCGCUGCCGCUGCACCGCGCCUUGGGGUACAGUUCACCGAGCUCGCUUCUGCAGAGCCGGCGCUACUGAGCGAUGUGCUCAUGGAGUCAUGUGCAGGGUUCUUCUUCCCUUUCCCAACAAUUUUUGGCUGUGCUGAAAAUUUCUCAACGACCCAAAAUGUGCGUUCUUCUAUUCGAUUGUUCUCCUAACAAAAAUCUCCCACAGUUUUUGCGUUCUUGAUCGGAGAACUUACAAACAAGAACUAAUCUCAGCGAAAAAGCAGAAUAAAUUGGGAACUCAGUUUACUGGAUU